AUGGCGACCACGAGGCUCCCGACACUUCGAUCCAUCUUCUCCGCCAAUCAGCGCUCUCCGUGGGGCGGGGCCGGGCGCCUGCUGGGCGGACUCCCGCGUCCGGCCCCGCUCCUGCCGCGGGCCUAUAAAUCGCCACGCCGUUUGCGUGGACUCUCAACCACUCCACAAGUCAGCCUCAACGACCCACGCUUUCAUCGAGUCCAAGCCCAGAGCAUCAUGACCGAACAAAUCCCAGCCACUCAACGCGCCGCCGUCUUCGACGAGUUCGGCGGGAAACUGGACAUCCGCGAGAUCCCCGUCCCGGAGAUCGGCGCCGAUGACAUCCUGGUGAAGGUCAUCUACUCCGGCGUCUGCCACACCGACUUGCAUGUGUGGCUGGGCGACUUCCCCCUCAAGACCAAGCCCCCACCAAUUGUCGGAGGACACGAAGGAGCCGGAGUUGUCGUCAAGGUCGGAUCCAAUGUCAGCAACUUCAAGAUUGGAGAUCGAGCGGGUAUCAAGGUGAGUGGACUUGACAUUUGGCAUUAAUUUAGGCAGAAACAAAAGUUCGUCGCUAGUUUAGGUAGAGAUAAAUUGAUAAAAUGUUUUUCAAAAAGAGUUGAAAAUUAUUAAAAUCGUGUUUUCAGUGGGUCAACGGGUCCUGCUUGUGCUGCGAGCAAUGCAAACGCGGCUUCGAGCCCAACUGUGACAACGUUGUUCUCUCCGGCUUCACCCGAGAUGGAUCUUUCCAACAAUACGCCGCCGUCAAGGCCACUGAAGCCGCUCUAAUCCCAGAAGGAGUUGAUCUCGCCAAUGUUGCUCCUAUUCUGUGCGCUGUAAGUUUUCUACAGAUAGUUUAGACUACAUAUCAGACUACAUUUUUGGGUCUUGUGCUAUAAGUGAUCAUUUUUAAAUUAAUUUCGAUAUUUUGCAGGGAGUCACGGUCUACAAAGCCCUGAAGGAGUCGAAUGUGCAUGCGGGUGAGACUAUCGCCAUUACUGGUGCCGGUGGUGGCCUUGGCUCCCUCUGCAUCCAAUACGCCAAAGCCAUGGGGAUGAUUGUUCUGGCCAUUGACGCCGGAAACAAAGAAGAACAUUGCCGAUCCCUCGGCGCCGAUCUCUUCAUCGACCCCUUCAAGACCGACGACCUGGUCAGCGCCGUCCAACUCUUGACCGAAGGUGGUCCGCAUGGAGUUAUCAACGUCGCCACCGCCGCCAAAGCCAUGGAAGAGUCGGCCAAGUACGUGCGGACCCGAGGAACCGUGGUGCUGGUCGCGCUGCCCCGCGACGCCAAGAUCUCCCUCGACGUCUUCUUCACCGUCAUCCGCACCAUCACCGUCAAGGGAUCGUAUGUGGGCACCCGCCAAGACACCGACGAAGCCCUCAAAUUCUUCGCCCGAGGCCAAGUCAAGAUCCCAACGGAAGUGGCGCCCCUCUCCGAACUCCCCGCCAUCUACGAGAGAAUGCAGAAAUACCAGAUCAACGGUCGGGUCGUCCUUGACUUGUGGAAGUGA
Messenger RNA from Bursaphelenchus xylophilus (pine wood nematode), 1492 nucleotides. The record is from the annotation of a GenBank genome assembly. Lineage: Eukaryota; Metazoa; Nematoda; Chromadorea; Rhabditida; Aphelenchoididae.